AUGUUCCAAUCAUUCAAGCCGAACCCCAAGGUAUAUCUCGGAGCGGCAGAGAAGCUGGGGGUCAGGCCGGAGGAGUGUGGGCUGGUGGCCGCGCGUCUCAGCGAUUUGAAAGGUGCCCAAGCGUGCGGAUUCUAUGUAAUAUAUAUUGACAGGCCGUUGGAGGAAAAAAAUCCAGAGUUGCGGGAGGAAAACAUUCCGGACAUGCGGAUCAAAGAGGAUGAGAAUGGGUUUGUUGCCCUUGCUGAGCGUUUGGGAAUACCAGCUAGUUAA
Molecule: messenger RNA, 270 nt
Organism: Cladophialophora bantiana CBS 173.52
Lineage: Eukaryota; Fungi; Ascomycota; Eurotiomycetes; Chaetothyriales; Herpotrichiellaceae
Exons: 1
Coding region: 1-270 (89 amino acids)
Source: RefSeq, a predicted model, not a curated record